Molecule: messenger RNA, 255 nt
Organism: Morchella sextelata
Lineage: Eukaryota; Fungi; Ascomycota; Pezizomycetes; Pezizales; Morchellaceae
Exons: 1
Coding region: 1-255 (84 amino acids)
Source: RefSeq, a predicted model, not a curated record
AUGAACAUCAUCAAACGCUUCUCUAUCAUCCUCCUCCUCGUCCUCCUCUCCCUCACUAUCAAUGUCAGAGCCUAUAAGCAGUUCAACGAGCCCAUUGGAAACCGCAUGAUCUGCGAGUCCAGUAAUGGCUCUCCUCGUACCAGCGGCAUUACCAGAAUCGCCCAAUUGCUCAUGGACGGCACCAAGAGUGCAAUGGUGGUCUCUACAGGGCUAGGGGCGCUCGCUGCUCAGUUUGCUACACCGAGGGACGGAUAA